UCCCAGGUUAUUCUCAAGGACCUUGAAGUUUUGGCAGAGAUUGCCUCCUCCCCAGCUGGCCAGAUGGAAGACCGAGGGCUGCAGGAGGGCCCUGGGCUCCGGUUGGAGCAACUGGACCUGCCUGUGCACACUUCGGCCAAAAGUAGCCAAGCUGUCUCCUCCUCUGGAGCUAAGAGCAUGGGGUGCUCUCCCUCUACCCCCACCAUGAAUUCCUACUUCUACCAGUUCAUGAUCAACUUGCUCAAGAGGUUUAGCAGUGAGCGGAAGCUGCUGGAGACCCGGGGAGCUUUCAUCAUCAGGCAGCUCUGCCUCCUCUUGAACGCAGAGAACAUCUUCCACUCCAUGGCAGACAUCCUCCUGCGGGAAGAGGACCUCCGCUUCGCUUCCACCAUGGUCCACACCCUCAAUACCAUCCUCCUGACGUCUUCCGAGCUCUUCCAGCUGAGGAACCAACUCAAAGAUCUGAAGACCCUGGAAAGCCGCAACCUCUUCUGCUGUCUCUACCGCUCCUGGUGUCACAAUCCAGUCACCACCGUCUCCCUGUGCUUCCUCACUCAGAAUUACAAGCACGCCUACGACCUCAUCCAGAAGUUUGGAGACCUGGAGGUUACGGUCGAUUUCCUGAUUGAGGUUGACAAACUGGUCCAGUUGAUCGAGUGCCCGAUCUUUACCUAUCUCCGCCUGCAGCUGCUGGACGUGAAAAACAACCCAUACCUCCUCAAGGCUCUCUACGGGCUGCUGAUGCUUCUGCCCCAGAGCAACGCUUUCCAGCUCCUUUCCCACCGGCUGCAGUGCGUCCCGAACCCAGAACUCAUGCAAACAGUGGACCCUGCUAAGGCCGGCCAGGCCGCCAAGAAGACGGCCGCCAGCCCCGCUAUCGACUACGCGGAGCUGCUGCAGCACUUCGAGAGGGUCCAGGGCAAACACCUCCAGGGCCGCCACCAACGGGCCGUGCGGGCGGGGGAGCCGCCGGAGCGCCGGGGGGCGGCCGCCUUCUGACGGUCCUCGCGAGGACGGGCCCCCUCUACUCCCCACGGACUCGCCGGACCGGGGCCUUUCUUCGGCCGACCGCAUCGGAGUGCCGAGCCCGGACUUUGGGGGGAGGGGCGCCGCCGCUGCCCCCUCGCCGUGCGCGCUGGUCCGCGUGUUUGUCGCCGGCCCCGGAGGUCUCCCCGCGGGCGCUCCGGCGUCGCCCGCGAGUCCUGUGUCCCGUUGCUUGAAUAAAGAGAUUUAAAAUAAA
Pantherophis guttatus is the source of this 1240-nucleotide messenger RNA. Lineage: Eukaryota; Metazoa; Chordata; Lepidosauria; Squamata; Colubridae. The record is from RefSeq and is a predicted model, not a curated record.